ACACGUGGCUCCUUAGGCUCGCCCCUUCCUCUGGUGGCCGCACCUUCCCGGGUGCGGUUGUGGCGAAGGCUUAGAUUCGGGUGGCGUUGUGAGGCAGAGACGACCCUGCUAGACGUGACUUUGGUUUUGUUUAUUUCAUACUUUAUUUUAGGCAAAGGUUGAUUUGGCCUUUGGAAUUAGGCUGGAGGGGAAUCUAGGGAAUUUUUCAGGAAAUCUCAAGUUUGUGUCGGUUCUCGGUGUGCUGAAGGGGACCGACGUUACUGGAAAAUUUGAGGAUAUGUGGUGUUUGGUAGCAAGAAAUACAAGACCAUGCUCUGGUCGUUAAGUAAACUACUGGAAAGUUAGCUUUACAACCAGGAGGGAAGACACGGGAUGGACCUUCUAGCAAUGUUUUUUACUUGGAGAGAAGUGUUUAGUGCGUUCCCGGCCCGCUCUGCCCGGAGCUGAUCACUUCCCUCGGGCGGCCGUUCGGGGUUGGGGUUGUGAGGGGUUGAUGUUUUCUUUUUUAAAUGGGGGAAGCACAUUCCUUACUGAUUCCCCAAACUUAAGUCUGCAGGCGAGAUUUAAGAGGAUAGAUUUCUUCUUCUUUUCCUUAAAGAGUUUGCUUAGCUUAAUGCUGAGUUUCGGUCUGUAGGAAUGUUUUUUAAAUACUGACAGGAUGGGGCAGGUUUGUGAGCAGCAAAAUCCAAGUGAGGUAUUUACCAGUAUUGCAGGAAAAGCCGGCAGUGACAGGGAAAAAGUGGCUCUAUAAAUAAUUCGAUAAUGAAGAAAAACCUGGUUUCUGGAAUGUAGAUUGCUUGAAACGGAGGCUUAGCAGUGAGCAGUCUCUGCUGUUUCCAAUUCUUACUAGCCGCUUCCUUGGGCAAGUCACAACCUCUCUGAUGUCAGUCUGCUUCCUUUUGUAAAUAGUUUCAUGAUAUUGUCCCUGCCUGAAGAGAUUGUCAGGAGAAUCAAAUGCUUUGUGUUAGUAAAGUUAUUUAUAAUCUUUACCAACACGACAAAUAGAGAAAUUGCCAAGUAGUAACGGUUUUGUAACAGCUUAUUUUAUAAGGUUUCCAGUAAUUAUCUGCAGUAUUCGCCAUGACCCCAGCUCUGAGGGAGGCAGCAGCAGCAGCAAAGGGUAUCUGCUUUUCAUCUUUACCAAGUACCAUGGAGUCUGACAAGAUGCUGUGCAUGGAAAGUCCAAGAGCUGUAGAUGAUGAAAAGCUACAGGGAGAUAAUUUCUCUCAGAUACUGGGAUUUCCAACUCCCGAACCUACAUUUAACACUAAUUUUGUGAAUUUAAAACAUUUUGGCUCCCCUCAGUCUUCAGAACAUUAUCAGACACUUCUUCUAAUGAGUUCUAAUUCUACAUUAAGUAAAUACAAUGAGAAUUAUAAACAAAAGAAAUGUGGGGAACCCAAUUGUAAUAAACUGAAAAAUGUAUUGUGUAAUGGCAGCAACAUUCAGCUCAGUAAAAUCUGUCAUUCUCAUUCUGAAGAGUUCAUCAAAAAGGAAGAUACUGCAAGCCAGUGCAUGACAGAUGUACAAAUUAUUUUGGAUUCGAAUAAAACCAAAGACACUAAUGUAGAUAAAAUACAACUGCAAAGCUGUAAAUGCCAAACAAAUGCACUUUGGGAUAAACUUACUGAUGCUGAGAUUAAAAAGGGUGUAUUGCACUGUGCUCAAAAGAAUAUUGGGCCUGGCCACUUAAAUGUGCCUAUUUGUUCCUCAGCUGCUGAAAAAGAGGAGGAAGUGAAUGCUCGUUUACUUCAUUGUGUAAGCAAACAGAAAAUCUUACUUAGCCAGGCUAGAAGAACUCAGAAACAUUUGCAGAUGCUCCUGGCAAAGCAUGUUGUUAAGCACUAUGGUCAGCAAAUGAAAUUUUCUAUGAAACAUCAACUCCCCAAAAUGAAGACCUUUCAUGAACCUACUACGAUUUUGGAUAACAGUUUACCUAAGUGCACUGAAAUUAAGCCAGAUGUCAACAUGUUGACUGCAGAGAAUAGACUGUGGGAUAAUACAAAAAAUGGCUUUGCACGGCGUACAGCUGCAGAAAUUCAAAGAUUUGCACUGUCUGCUACAGGACUAUUGUCUCAUGUUGAAGAGGGUCUGGAUUCUGAUGCAACUGAUAGCAGCUCUGAUGAUGACUUGGAUGAAUAUACCAUUAGGAAAAAUGUGGCAGUUAACUGUGGUACUGAAUGGAAGUGGCUUGUAGAUAGAGCAAGAGUUGGCAGCCGAUGGACGUGGCUUCAAGCCCAGAUUUCAGAGCUAGAAUACAAAAUCCAACAACUAACGGAUAUUCACAGGCAGAUUCGUGCCUCUAAGGGGAUAGUGAUCCUAGAAGAAUGUCAACUCCCAAAAGAUAUUUUGAAAAGACAAAUACAAUUUUCAAACCAAGCAGUUUCAUUAAACACUACAAGGAAUCCCCAGAUUCCUCAAGAGAGUCAAGAUCCUUUACCAGAACAAGAUUAUGAAAUGUCACCAAGUAGCCCUACACUACUUCUUCGCAACAUAGAAAAACAGAGUGCAGAGUUGACUGAGAUCAUCAACAGUUUGGUUGUACCUCUCACGUUGUCCCCAGCUUCAUCACCCAUCUCCUCCAAAUCCUGUAGCCAUAAAUGUUUGGCUAAUGGCAUUUGCAGGAGUGCUUCAGAGAAUUUAGAUGAGCUCUCUUCUUCCAGUAGCUGGUUACUUAACCAGAAGCACAAUAAGAAAAGGAGAAAAGACAGGACAAGAUUGAAAACUCCAUCUUUGACUAUCACGAGUACAGCAGCUCGAACAAGGCCACUUCAGAGUUUCCACAAACGAAAACUCUACAGAUUGAGCCCUACUUUUUAUUGGACUCCACAGACUUUACCUUCAAAAGAAACGUUUUUAAAUACUACAGAAACGCCUUGCCUACAAUCAGCUUCAAUUUGGACUGACUGUGAACACAAUUCAAAGUCUCAAAUGUUAAGAGAACAUGUAUCAGAGUUAGAUUCUUCUUUCCAUUCUGUUCUAUCAUUGCCAUCAGAUAUGCCUCUUCAUUUUCACUUGGAAACAUUGUUAAGAACAAGUGAAAUAAAAGGAGAUCUUACUGAAAAUAAAUGUGUAGGAGAUUGUAUCAUAUCUCGACCACCUGGUAUGUCAUUUACAAAUCUCAUACUCAUAUGUUUUACAUCUUUCAUAUACUUAUUUUUGCCUUCCAAGGAAAUAAAAUUUAACAAGGGAAUAAAUUUAAAUCUGUACUUUUUAGUGUUUACUUUUCACAAAUCACACACACACACAGAAAAUACACAGGUGAAACCCUAAUAAGAAAUGUAUAAUAUUUAUUGAAUGAAAAUGAUACAAUUGAUAUUGAUAAAUAAAAAGUAUUUAAGUAAAUGUAGAUAAACAGCAUUCCUGGAUGGUAAGAUUAAUAAGGAUAUCAACUUUUCCUCUUGGUUUAUAUGUUUAAUGCAAUGUAAC
Messenger RNA from Manis javanica (Malayan pangolin), 3429 nucleotides. NCBI's taxonomy places the organism in Eukaryota, Metazoa, Chordata, Mammalia, Pholidota, Manidae. The record is from RefSeq and is a predicted model, not a curated record.